UUCUUUACUUUUGAAAACUAAAGAUUGAAAGCUAUUGAUUGCUGCGCAAGGAAACUAUCAUGAAUAUCGGUUCAACCAAGAGAAAGUGGGAAGAAAAAUUGAAGAAUGUUGAGGAACUAGCAUCUUGCUAUAUGCGGAGGCCUCUCUGUUCGAGUUACAAGCCAAAACUGUCCAAUGCAUUGCAACCAUCUUCAGUUUGGAAACUAUUCUAUCGGCAAACUCAUGCAUUUAACUUUGCCAAGACUUGUAAAGAGGAUGUUCAUGUAUUUGCUUUGGAAAAGUGUGAUGGAAAUAAUCAACGGCUCUAUCUUGUGACAACAUAUACAGAACUUUGGUUCUACUACAGCAGACAUGAAACAAAACUGAAGCAUUGCUAUGAAGUCAUCCCAGAAACAGCUGUUUGCAAACUUUACUUUGAUUUGGAAUUCUACAAACCAACAAAUCAGGAAGCCAAUGGAAAUCAGAUGGUAGCAGACUUAAUUAAGUUUAUAGGUAGAAAACUAGAUGAAUACUAUGGAAUAAAAUGCUCAGCUGAGGAUAUUUUGAAAUUGGAUUCCAGCACUGAAGAAAAAUAUAGCUGUCAUUUAAUAUUUCUAUUAGAAAAUGCUGCAUUUAAGAAUAAUAUCCACAUAGGUAACUUUUUAAGAACAAUUUUGCAACCUGCUAUUCUUUUAACGAAGAGUAAAGAUGCAAUGGACCCCCCAAAAAUCAACUCUGUUGGUCAGUGUUAUAAAACUACCAUUGAUUUGCCUACAUGUCUUGAAAACGACAGUUUAGUCAAGGAUGCGUCUCAGAACUGGAAACUCAACUCUUACAAAAUAUCAGAAAAAGGGACAUCAGAAGAAAAUCCAGAUCUUUCUUUUUUAAUAGUGAAUAGUAAACAAGGAGAAAAGCAACUGUUUGUGGAUCUUGGGGUUUAUACAAAAAAUAGAAAUUUUCGAUUAUACAUGUCAUCAAAAGCAGGACACACUGUCAUUUUGAAUAUUGCAGAAGAUAACAAGUUUGUUCCUAAACCUAUAAACAAUUCUUGCAUAGAUGAACAGUAUUUUUUGUCCUCCUUGAUCUGCAAUGUAAGAUUUUCAGACUGCUUAAAAAUUUUGACCUGUGACAACCAAGAGCAUUCAAGAGAACCAUCCCUAUAUUUAGAAGACAAAGUAUCAAGGAACUGUCUGGCUCCAAUAGAAGGAUGCCACUGUUCACCUUACCCAGAAAUUGAUAAUUUUGUUUGCACGUUAAUCAAGAAAGAUAAUGUUCAAGGAGGGAUAAGAAGAUGGAAUUACUUUUCACUUGAACAGCUUAUUGUAUAUGAUAUCUCCAAUUAUCGGUGGUGCAGAAAUAUUGGCAGAGCUCACAAAAGUAAUAAUAUAAUGAUUAUAAUAGAUUUGAAAAAUGAAAAUUGGUAUCAGAAAUGUCAUGAUCCUAUUUGCAGAGCUGAAAACUUCAAGUCAGAAUGUUUUCCACUACCAGCUGAAGUAUGCUUGCCCUUCCUUUUCAAAGAGGAUGAAGAUUAUGUAGGUACAAUAAGUGAAAAUAACACUGAAGAAAGAGCAAAUACAGUUGAUGUUACAGAUUUAUUGGACAGCAUACCUUUUACUUCAAUGCAAGAAAAUAACAAGCUAAACAAGAAAAGUUCCAAUGUUGAAUGGGAUCAUGAGCUUGACACCUACCUUUUGGAAGCUUCUGAAGAUGUGGAACUAAUUGAAGCUACUGAUAUUUUUCAUACCCAGAAGAACUGUACUGUGAAUGAAAUACCUGAUGAGCUCCUAGCAGGUGUUUUAAGAAAUUAUGAAGUAAAGGGAAGAAAGGAAAGUUAGAAAAAUCUUGUGGAUGAAUUAAAUAUCAC
Messenger RNA from Protobothrops mucrosquamatus (brown spotted pit viper), 1843 nucleotides. RefSeq names its product primase and DNA directed polymerase (gene PRIMPOL). The transcript is spliced from 13 exons. The record is from RefSeq and is a predicted model, not a curated record. Gene Ontology annotation, cellular component: mitochondrial matrix; nucleus. Lineage: Eukaryota; Metazoa; Chordata; Lepidosauria; Squamata; Viperidae. The coding region runs from base 60 to 1814 and encodes 584 amino acids. Gene Ontology annotation, molecular function: chromatin binding; DNA-directed DNA polymerase activity. Gene Ontology annotation, biological process: error-prone translesion synthesis; mitochondrial DNA replication; response to UV.